AUGGAAUUCGGUCAUUUCGUUUACAUUCUUCUACUUCUUGGGGUAAACGCCGCCGACGACGACUAUGAAGACGGGCAGUUUCUGGCGAGAAUCACUUCGAUCGAUGAGCACGACGCCAGAAAGAUCGGAAGACGUUACGGAUUUGAGACGGAACGCAAAGUGAGAAAGAAAGGCGAAAGUGGAAGUGUGGUCUAAUUAGAAUUUCAGCUACAAUCCUAUGAUGAUGUGUACAUUGGCAGACGGAUAAGUAAAAGAAAGAAGCGGGGGAUUGAAGAUGAGAUUGUGGCCGAGAUGAUGUUGAGCCAACAGGUUCAGCUCAUCGAACGUCUUCACGGAUUCAGAAGAUACAAACGAGCACCGUUUCUUUCUUCUUCUCAAGCUCCAGUUCACGUGGUAAGCAAGUGUGCUCUUCUGAGAAACUGGUGAAUUUAGUGGAAUCUGAAACCGUCUAUGAAAAUCAAGGAGGCGUGGGCGGCCGGCUUCAACGCAAGUCAGGUUACUGUCGCCGUUGUGGACGAUGGUGUCGAUGUGGAACACGUGGAUUUGAGGAGCGCCUUCUCGCCACAAGUCUCGUUUGACUUUGUUCGAUUUCAGAGUCUUCCGCUGCCCAAAAAAUCGAAGGAAACACAGUUGGCUGCACUUUCAGGAGUUUAUAACCGCUCGUUUUUUCAGGCACGGUACCCAGUGUGCUGGACUCGUGUCGAUGGAGGGGAAUCGGUGUGGUCUGGGCGUCGGACACGCAGCCAAUCUCGGAGCAAUUCGGCUGCUCGGCCAAGAUUUCCUGAACGACGCUCUCGAGGGCGAUGCUCUCGCUUUUCAAAAGCAACUGGUAAUGGUAUUAUAGGGGCACCGCGCAGAAAUGGCGCUCUGUUGAGAAACUCCUUUUGCAGUGCAAAUUGAGCGACCUCGGGGCCGAGUUUGAAAAGUUAGGCCACGUUUUCAGUGGAAAAUUACUUCGCGGCCUAGAAAUUCGGCCAGAUUGCGAACAGCGCGCCCUUUCUGCCCGGUGCCCCAAUAAUAAUUUCUUUUCUGCCCCUGUUAUCACUAAAUUCCCUGUCAGAUCGACGUGUACUCGGUGAGUUGGGGACCCAAAGACGACGGGAAAACGGUUGACAAGCCGGCGGCGUUCACACAAGAAGCCAUCCAAAUCGGAGCCACGGAGGGAAGGAGCGGAAAGGGAAAUGUGUUUGUGUGGGCGAGCGGAAACGGAGGAACCAACGGCGACAAUUGUGCUCUGGAUGGAUACGUCAGCAACGAGUUCACGGUGUGUUUUCCUUGCGCCACGUGAACUUUAAAGUUGCUCAUUUCUGCCUGAAAGGGCACAAAAAGGACGCCGCGCGAGGUCACUUGAAAUUCAAAUUUUUCCAGAUAAGUUUCGGAGUUGUCGAUUCGAACGGUGUGCCAGCCAAUUACGCGGAGGGCUGCUCGGCGGUACUCGCCGCUGUUUCUGGCGGUGAUUCGAUGGUUGUGAGUUUGCAUGAUGACUGUUUGGUAGAGCGCAAAUUUUAAAUUUCUGAAUAUUUCAGCAAACAACCGGACUGGAAUCGACGUGUUCUUCCAUUUCCGGCUCUUCCGCGUCCGCCGCGAUUUCUUCCGGAAUCAUCGCUCUCGUCUUGCAGGCAAAGUACUCGCAUUCAAAUGCACUAUUACUGGAAACGCGUCCUUUUGCAGCCCCUCGCUGACUCAAAGAGACAUUCAACACUUGAUCGUCCACUCGUCGAACGCCUCCGCAAUCACUUCCGUCCCUUUGACCACAAACGGAGCGGGCCUCCGAUUCCAUCCGAACGUCGGAUUCGGCCUUCUCGACGCCUUUAAAAUGGUCAAAAAGGCGACCACGUGGAAGAACGUGGUAGAACAGAAGAUCUGUGAGAAGAGCAAAUUAGCCAGCGGAGACGUCGAUUACAGCGAUUGCUACGAAGUGUCCAAAGUGGAACGAAUUGUGAUCCGUGCUUCCAUUUUCCAUCCGAAUCGCGGUCAACUGCAAGUGAAACUGACGUCUCCGCAAGGAACCACAUCCGAACUUCUGCCCAUUCGAGCCUCCGAUUCCAGUCCGAAUCUGCUUGAUUGGGACUUUGUCUCUGUCCACUUCUUCGGAGAGAAUCCACGUGGAAUCUGGCGACUCAACAUCUCCAGCCAAGAAGACGUUCCAGAGUUUCGCGUUCAAGUGAAGAGCUUCCGAGUGACAGGAACAUAA
Molecule: messenger RNA, 2194 nt
Organism: Caenorhabditis sp. 36 PRJEB53466
Lineage: Eukaryota; Metazoa; Nematoda; Chromadorea; Rhabditida; Rhabditidae
Source: the annotation of a GenBank genome assembly